CUUCUGCCCAUGGCAGCUGCCGUGGCACUACAUCUUCCCUUUUUUCUUCAUUUUUUCUUCGUCGUCUCCAAGAAUUUUCUCAAAUACAGCCCUCUCUGCUUUGGAGAGUUUCAGACGUUCUGCAAUUCUAGUCCUAUAUUCAUGGCUUCCUCUUCCUCGUCUCCUCAUGAAAGAUCCAUUGUAUCUGCUAAACAAUAUGAUGUAUUCAUCAGUCACCGAGGCCCUGACGUCAAACAAACCAUUGCUAAACAACUCUAUGAGCUUUUCAAGGCUAGAGAGUGCCGGGCAUUUCUAGAUCGUCCAGAGAUAGAAGCGGGAGAUUCUAUUACGUCUGCCAUUGACAACGCCAUUUGCUCAUCUCGUGUGCAAAUUGCCAUAUUUUCCAAGGGAUAUGCAGAGUCCUCAUGGUGUUUGGACGAGCUAGUUCUUAUGCUACAACAAACUGAUGCCCUUUUUAUUCCUGUCUUCUACAAUGUCCAGCCCUGGGAGCUACGCCACAUCGAUGACAAGAAAAAGAUGAAGAAAAAGAAGAAGUCACAGUAUGCUGCGGCAUUUUCUGAUUAUCGAAUGAAAGGCAGGAAUCUUGAUAAGCUGGAUGAAUGGAAAAAGGCCCUCGCAUCUGCUGCAGACAUAUCUGGUUAUGAACUUAGCCUACAGCAAGAAGAUUUGUGUGAAAAGAUUGUAUCUCGUGUGGUACAAGUAGUGCAAGAAAAGGAAAAGAGUAUACCCUUGCAUGUUGCCAAAUAUCCGAUUGGACUUGGUGAAGUAGUCCAAGAUUUUGAAAGGUGUUGUUCAAAGACAGUGGGAAUAGUGGGUAUCUUCGGACUUGGGGGGUCUGGCAAGACUACCCUGGCAAAAGAAUUGUUUAACAAGAGGCGUUCAGGCUACCAUACAUCUUGUUUUAUCUCUGACGUGAGAGAAUCACAUGCCAGAGGUGAAUUGCACUCCUUGCAAAGCCAGCUCUUCAAAGCUCUCUUCGAUGAAGAUCGAAAGUUUAUGAAUAUCGAUGAAGGAUUAGGAAAGCUGAAGGAUCGUCUGGGAAGGGCAAGGCUUUUGCAUUUCCUUAUAGUCUUCGAUGAUAUCGAUCAUCAACACCAGUUAGAUGCCCUGUUACCUGAAGGCGUGCUGGGCUCUGGUAGCCUAGUAAUUAUUACAACCCGUGACAAGAAUGUGAUAAGGACUGCAGAUUUCCUUUAUAAGAUGAUGAAGAUGGAAAAGAAUCAUGCUAAAAAUCUCUUCUGCAGCCAUGCUUUCCGAAGACGUGAUCCACCUACUGCAUAUGAUAAAUUGGUUGAAAGCUUCGUGGAAUUCUGUGGAGGUUUACCCCUCUCACUCUCAGUUUUGGGCGCCCAUGUUUAUGCUAAGGAUGAUUAUUAUUGGGAGCUGGAAUUGGAAAAAGUUAAGAAAAUCCAGCCUAACGAUAUAAUGCAAAGACUCAAAAUUAGCUUUGAUGGUCUGGACAGAGAGGAGAAACAGAUAUUUAUAGAUAUCGCUUGUCUUUUCAAUAAGAAGAAUGAAGUAUAUGAUUUGAAAGGUAAAGCAAUAACCAUCUGGAAGGCGUCAGGUUGGAGCGCUGAGCAUGCAGUUCAAACCCUGCAAGAUAAGUGCCUACUUGAAUUGGUUGACUACAUACGCUACCAACGACCCUUUGAAAACUACAAACAAUACUUUGAAAUGCAUGAUCACCUCCGUGAUCUGGGAAGACAAAUGGCAGAUGACUUGGGCCCUCCUCGCCUAUGGAGACCAGACAUUCUUAGAUCUAUGGGAGCAAAAGGAUUUAAGGAAAUCCUUGCAGAAACAAAGGGCAGGUGUUUCCAUUCGUUCUAUGAUUCGUCCCUCCAAAUCGAGAUUACUUAUUUUACAGCUGAAACUGAUCUCCUGUGGCUUGAAACAAGGGGCAGUUUGUUGUUUGAAAAAUUGAAAAGCAUUCCUUCCUGGAUUCCUCUACAGAAAUUGCAGUGUUUAUCCAUUGAAGGCGUGGGAGAAUUGUGGAGCACUUUUCAGCAACAAUUGCAGAAUAAAACCCAGGCCAGUUUUGAGUUGAGAAAGUUGUGGAUUCGGAAAUCUUCCUCUUUGCAAAAGCUUCCAACAGAAAUGUUCAUUCAUUUGGAAGAAUUAUAUAUAAACAGUUGCUUAGAGGAGACAAAUGCAACAUCCUUUGUGCAAUCAGUUAAACAACUUAGCAAUCUUAGAUCAUUGGUAUUGGAAAGCGGCUCCUUCAGUGGGAGUUUGGAUUCAAUUAAUUUGGAUUUCUCUACAAGCAACCGCAUGGAUAGCCUUAAAAUUAUACAACUUUAUUCUAUUCAAAAGAUCUCCAAGUUGGUAAUUAGUGGAGAGAUGUGUCCCAGACUUCAAUCACUUGAAGUUCAGCAUAUGCAUACUCUAGAAGAAAUAGAAUUAAAGCAGCUAGAAAGACUGAAUACUCUUGAAGUGUCGAAAUGUUGGCAACUGGAAAGCAUAUCGGGGUUAUCUUCUGUAGCAGGGCUUCGAGUGCUCAGAGUAUAUUCCUGUGGAAGGUUGAAAUCGUGGCUGAACCUUGCGCAUCUAUGUCUUCUGGAGCAAAUCAAGAUUUAUGAAUGUCCUAAGGUGCAGAGCGUAGAAGGGGUGGAAGAGUUGCGAGGAUUGAAAAGUCUGAUGAUUGAAAUGCCUGACGAUGGAUAUGCAUCGGUACACAAUUAUGUUUGUGGACUGACGAGGUUGCCGUCAAAGAAAAUUAUUUUGAUACAAAAUGCAGUCGAUAAAGUACCGAUCAAAUUGAAUGCAAAUUUGUUUUCUGGGUUGAUCGGUGCCCAAGCAGUGACUGAGAUUGAGAGAGGAGAGUAUGGUGAGUUGAAGAUGAGAAGCUCAUCGAGUGAAAUCACUAUAUAUGCUUUGCUUGUAACAUCAUUUGAAUCUGGAGAUAGGUACAAUGGGAUAUCAUUUGAACCUAGCGACAAUUAUUUGUUCCUUCUUGAAAGGGGUCUGCUAAUUACAUGUCUACUCAGCGAGCAUGAUAGUGAAUGUAGCCUAACGACAACGACAAUAAAGAUAGGGUUUAAGGCCACAGUGAAAGUUAGGGAAGAAGGGAAAGCUUUAACUCUAUUGCAAAGAAUUGUUGAUCAAUUAUAUAGACAAAGUAGGGUAUCAAACUUGGCGGCAUAUGAUAUGGUAAAGCAGCAACAAAAGCAAGAGCAUUUAGAAGUGUGAUCAACUUUCUCUGACUAUUUGCUAUUGAAUUCAAGUUCAUCUUUAUUAGUCCCUGCCUUUAGGCGGGAGACUAUGUUUUGGAAACAGUGACAGCAAUUUUAUCAUAUGGUUUGCGAUUAUUUUUCCAUUAAAGUGAUUUCUUUCUUUAUUUUUUAUUUUUUCUGAUUGGUCCUUUCUAUUUUUGCCGGCAGUUUUUUAAUUAAAAAUUAAAAACAAGAAAAUUUAUAGUUGUCUUUCUUGGGAAACCUGGCAUUGUGCGAUACAUUUAGUGUGUCUCGUCUUUGCUUGCACAGUUGGCAUACAUGCCCGGCUCAUGCAGAGGUGGUAGUCUUAUAUCAUUAAACGUGCCUUGUCUGUUCUUCCACAUUUUUGAAGGAUGAGGCAGAGAGCAGGAAAAGAAAAACAAAGCCAAAAACAGAGCAUUAAAAGGAAACAGUGCAGUGAAAUUUAAACACAGAAUUUGUCCAAAUUUUUUUUCUAUUUAUAUUCAUAUACCAAUACUUACAAGAUCUACACCAAAUAGAAAAAUUACAAAGCUACUGCUUUCAAGUUUGUUGUCAGAAAAUAAAACAGUUUAAACUCCACUGUUUCUGACUGGCUGUUGCUACAGCACUGGAUGUCUCUCUCAGUUGCUGUUAUAGAAAAUGUGUGGCUGUUCUGUUCUACAUUUUUUUUCUUCUCAUUAUCUCCAAUAAAACUAACUACAAAAUGACCACCAAACUUCUAUUGAAAACAAAAACAUUUCUAGAAGUUUCGUAUGACCCAACUAAGGAGAAAAGUAAAUGCAUUUUAAUUUUUGCUAGUUGGAAAGUCUUGUCUAAGAAGAUAUAGAUUUGCAUUUUUACCAAAAUCUGUCCUCUCAUGCAAAUUUCAAAAUAUUGAUUAAAUGAUAUUAGCUGGAGAAUGAAAUCUGCAAGAUUUGUUGGGGGGCCAAAAAUGAGGAUUUAUGGUGGCAGAAAUAAAUGAGGCAGUUGGGAUUAGUUUUCCAACAAUUUUGCAUACAUGUUUAACAGAGAUAUAUCAAUGUCAACAUCCUGGGCUGAUCUAGCUUCGGUUCGAAAAUGGAUGAAGCAGUUCGGAAUGAUCCAUACGGGUGCACUCUAGCCCUAUAAUGGCACUGCAAGUUCUCUUUCUCAUUGUAAAAUGUGAUGCCCCAUUAUUUUUUAUCCCAUGGUAAUAUGCUAUCAUUGCUAACUUUUGCAUUUA
Cryptomeria japonica (Japanese cedar) is the source of this 4392-nucleotide messenger RNA. RefSeq names its product disease resistance protein Roq1. The record is from RefSeq and is a predicted model, not a curated record. Gene Ontology annotation, molecular function: ATP hydrolysis activity; ADP binding. Gene Ontology annotation, biological process: defense response; signal transduction. Bases 10 to 3186 code for a protein of 1058 amino acids. The transcript has 5 exons. NCBI's taxonomy places the organism in Eukaryota, Viridiplantae, Streptophyta, Pinopsida, Cupressales, Cupressaceae.